AGAAUGACAUCAUUCACUUUCCAGCCACUCGCGAAGCGUUUCUACUACCUUAUCAUCCGGGCACUGUUGUUUGGGAUUUAACCGCGUGGGGAGGUCGCCAUAUUUAGUGGAACAAAGGCUUCUCGACAACUGACAAUGGAGAAUGCGGAGACAAUUCCGUUGCGAAGGCCGUUUGAUCCUGCCGCUCACGAACUGGAUGCGAGUUUCCGACUCACAAAAUUUGCUGACCUGAAGGGAUGAGGGUGUAAAGUCCCUCAGGAGGCCUUGGAGAAGCUUCUUGAGGGACUCCAACAGGACAGCAAUGCCCAUGAGUCGGAGCAGUCGCAUUUCCAGUACAUGGCGGCUUCACCACGAAUUGGCAUUGGUAUGGAUGCGUCGGUUACUCCCCUUAGACAUGGCGGCCUGUCACUGGUGCAAACAACGGAUUUUUUCUACCCUCUUGUGGACGAUCCGUACAUGAUGGGAAAGAUUGCCUGUGCCAAUGUGCUGAGCGAUUUGUACGCCAUGGGUGUAAUGGACACGGACAACAUGUUGAUGUUACUUGGAGUCAGCAACAAAAUGUCGGAGAAAGAACGAGAUAUUGUGGUUCCCAUGAUGCUCAGGGGCUUUAAGGACCUUGCGGAAGACGGAGGCUGUUCAGUGACUGGUGGUCAGACUGUGAUCAACCCAUGGAUGACCAUAGGGGGCGUGGCAACUACAGUUUGUCAAUCAAAUGAAUUCAUCAUGCCUGACAAUGCUGUAGUGGGGGAUGUUUUGGUUCUUACAAAGCCCCUGGGAACACAAGUGGCUGUGAACGCAUACCAGUGGUUAGAUCAACCGGAACGGUGGAACCGGGUCAAACUGGUUGUCACUGAAGAUGAUGUGAGGAAGGCAUACCAAAGAGCCAUGUUUAGCAUGGCCAGACUGAACAGAACAGCUGCCCGUUUGAUGCACAAGUACAAUGCCCAUGGUGCUACUGAUGUGACAGGAUUUGGUUUACUGGGUCAUGCCAAAAAUCUGGCAAAGAUUCAGAAAAAUGAGGUCAGCUUUGUCAUCCACAACCUUCCCAUCAUAGCCAAGAUGGCGUCCAUCAGCAAAGCCUGUGGGAACAUGUUUGGCUUACUUCAAGGACACUCAGCUGAGACCUCAGGUGGUUUGUUGAUGGCAUUACCAAGGGAACAAGCAGCUGCAUUUUGUAAGGACAUUGAAAAACAAGAGGGCUAUCAGUCCUGGAUUAUAGGAAUUGUCGAAAAGGGAAACAGAACAGCACGAAUUAUCGACAAACCACGAGUAAUCGAAGUGCCCGCUAAAGACAGGGAUGGUGAACUAUGGUAGUUGUGGCUGGUCGGAUCGAUUUGCAGAAUAGCCGACUUUUACCAAAUUCUGAAAAUAAAGUUUUUUUUGUGGAAAUUAUACACUUUAUAAGAAGGAAAUAUCUAAAUAAAAUGAGAUUUUUGGGAUUUAAUUGACAAUUUUUAUGCUCAAAUACACCCAACGUUAUUUUCAGACAGGUAAUGGUAAAUUUUGCAUUAAAAUUGAUUUUCAUUUGGAUGUGCUGGUUUUAAAAAUAUUGUUGAAUUUUGUUACUAUUUGUUGAGCUUAAAAAUUUCAUUUGUCAAUCAUAACUGUAAUUAAUUUGGAAAAGUAAUAUGAUUUGAAGAAUUAAUUAUGGAAAGCUGUACCUAGCUGGAAGGUUAAGCUGUAUCAUAGUCUCUUGAAUGCUUGUAAAUAUUCUGAUCUAGUUCAUGAAGCUGUUUGAGGAAAAAAACAAAAGUUUUAUCAGCAGUGGAAUUUUUGUUUAGUAGAGUACAGAAUUUUUACAAGUGUCCAGUGAGAAAAAUCAUUUUGAAAUUUUGCAUUCCCAUUCUUCAUUCUGUCAUAAUAAAAAAUUGUUAUUGUA
Ostrea edulis (European flat oyster) is the source of this 1879-nucleotide messenger RNA. RefSeq names its product inactive selenide, water dikinase-like protein. Lineage: Eukaryota; Metazoa; Mollusca; Bivalvia; Ostreida; Ostreidae. Gene Ontology annotation, molecular function: selenide, water dikinase activity; ATP binding. Gene Ontology annotation, biological process: L-selenocysteine biosynthetic process. The transcript has 8 exons. Bases 337 to 1314 code for a protein of 325 amino acids. Gene Ontology annotation, cellular component: cytoplasm. The record is from RefSeq and is a predicted model, not a curated record.